UGAGUCCAGAGACAAUAAGGAAAUUCCUUAAUCCUCUCUCCUCCACAAAUUCUUAUAAAUCCCGAUUAUCCUCCGAUAAACGUCAAUCGGAAAGAGAGAGAGAGAGAGAGAGAGAGAGAGAGAGAGAGCGCGCGAGAGGUUUCGACUUUCUACUUUCCAGGGUUUUACCACACUCGCAGCCACAGAAAACUAUGGGAGGCAGCGGAGUCAUGAGGUCGGUGGCGAAGGUGGCCGGGAUCGGCGGCAUGAUCCGCGGCGCGCCGGCGGUUCCUUCGCCGACUGGUCAUUCGGUCCGCAAGGCCUCAAUUCCCGUGGCAGCGACCCUCACGGCUCAGAACUACGGUGGAGGUGAAGUGGCAGCGAUCGGGAAGCCUGCGUCGGACGCGGUCGAUGACUUCGUCGACUGGCAGGUGGUCGGCGCCGGAGAAGAUGACCUGGUGAUGUCGGGCGGCGAGCCGAUGCCGAGGGUUGUCUUCGAUGCUGCGCCGAGCUUCAAGGAGGCCAAAGAGGCCACCGCUGAAUUGAAAGAUGCCCUCGAUAAGGUGUAUCUUUCUUCGCCCAAAUCUACUGAUUUGGGGGAACCGUCUGCUGCUGCUGAUGCGGCUGGGCUGCCUCUGAUAAAAAACCCUGAACCUGAGGAGAUGGAAUCCCUACUUCUUACUAGGACUUCAGUGCCGAAACAUGCUCUUCAUGCAUUUGAAAUGCUGAGUAGAUGUUCUGAAGCUCAGAAUGUUGUUGCUUCAAUUACAAGUGACCCGAAUAUCUGGAAUGCUAUGAUGGAAAAUUCUGCGGUCAAGCAAUUUAUGGCCAACAAGAACUAUAAUCUUUACACGGGAGAGCAUGCUGCAGAAACUUAUCCAGCUUCACCCAAGAAGCUUGAAGACGAAUCAGAGAAAUCUGACAGCUUGGAAGAUAUGCUCGGUGGUUUUAUGCAGAAAAUCAAGCUUACAGUGGAUAAGUGGGUCAAUGAUUUGUCGUCAUUCAUCCAGAACAUUUUCGAACCCCCUGCAGCUGAAGCUGAAGCAGACGGAGGGAAUACAGGUGCGGCUGUAGCAUCUGCGUUCAUGGGACUGGCGGUUAUGGUUGUUAUGGUGGUCUUGACGAAGCGUGCUUAGUUAAUUCUAGCUCAAUCUGCCGAAAAAACAAUCCCAAACAUGCGCGUCUUUGCGUAAUGAGCGUUUGUGGAAUAAAUAAAAAGCAAUUUGAUGCCCUAAGUAUUGCUACUAGAUGAUCAAUAUGCGUACAUAUUUCUUUAGUGUACGUGAUUUUUUUUUUCUUUUCAAAUACAGUAUCAGGAAGUACCGCGUAUGGAACCUCGAUAUUGAUCGUUAAGCAACGGAGAAGGUAGUGACAUAAUAUGUAUAGCUUAUGCAGUUUCGGUAGUCUGGAUUUUUGUGAUGGUUCACUUUU
Molecule: messenger RNA, 1410 nt
Organism: Malus domestica (apple)
Lineage: Eukaryota; Viridiplantae; Streptophyta; Magnoliopsida; Rosales; Rosaceae
Source: RefSeq, a predicted model, not a curated record